Stegostoma tigrinum is the source of this 6871-nucleotide messenger RNA. It is a transcript of the gene irx6a, whose product is annotated as iroquois homeobox 6a. Lineage: Eukaryota; Metazoa; Chordata; Chondrichthyes; Orectolobiformes; Stegostomatidae. Gene Ontology annotation, biological process: cell development; regulation of transcription by RNA polymerase II; neuron differentiation. Gene Ontology annotation, cellular component: nucleus. Gene Ontology annotation, molecular function: RNA polymerase II cis-regulatory region sequence-specific DNA binding; DNA-binding transcription factor activity, RNA polymerase II-specific. Bases 4861 to 6297 code for a protein of 478 amino acids. The record is from RefSeq and is a predicted model, not a curated record. The transcript has 13 exons.
ACAACAGGGAACAGAUGGUGCAAGUUCUGUAUGAAGCUACAGAGAGAAGGGUAGCGAAAGAGUUCGUCAGUUACACAGCUCUCUAUAUUUCUGAAUGUAAAACAAAUAAGUGGUCGUCAGCAUAGCCUCAUUUUCAUUCAAUAAAUGGCAUUGUUGUUCUACGAAGAAAAAAGAAACGUAAAACUACAAAAGGAUUGAGCAUGGAAAAUUUUUGAAAUCUGAGACAGAGAGAGGGGAGAGAAGACCUUUCAGCCUCCUUGCUGCGUUUCGUUCAUGUUGUUUUCUCUCUCACUUGUUGCUCAAGGCAAGAUACAGAAAUAUCAUUUGCUUCUAUAUUGCAAGGUACUGCCAACAUCUCCACAUCAUCGGUAGUGAAGAGGUUGGUUCCAUUAGAAACCCCCUGCUCGACUUCAAAAGACGAGAGUGCGGAGACCUCAGAGGAAGAAUGGGAAAGGCUGUCUCCUACAGCCCCCACCAGCUCAGAUAUUGAUAUCAUGGCGGGGGGGGACAUUUGGCUUAGAGAGUGUGGAGCAUAAUCUGGUGAGCACCUCACAGCAACAGCUCUACAGCUGGGUAAGGAGGGCACUGACACUUGGAGGACUGCUGAAGACCAGGCAGUGCACAGAAAACUGGAGGAGAACAAUAACUUGGUGACAGCUGGGAGCAUGGCGAUCCAAUAACAUGUAAAGAAACUAAAUCUGCCACAUGUCAAGCGGCAUUUUCACUUGUGAUGAAUGGUAAAGUAAUGGCUAAAGCGAAGAAAUGAGUGGCUGUGAAGGGGAUGCUGAGUAACAGUAGAACUGCAUUGUGUUGCGGGAAGGCGCUGUUUAACGUCGAGAUCUGUGCUAAGCAGAUCCAGUGUGGUUUACCGCAGGUACUCAGUGCGGAAGGGAUAUGUUCUCUGCAGCAUUUUCCAAGAAUUGCCUGGAAAGUAUCCGGAGCCUGGCAUAAAUCAUCUUCCAGACUUUGUUCUGUUGCAUAGAAAAUUGAAACGCUUUUAUGACUAAACUUUGCGAUUGGGUGUGUAUUGGACUUGAUAUUUUCGAAAUGAUCAAACACGUAAGUGGCCUGGUAUUGCACCAAACAGUUAUUGAGUACAUCUGACUAUAAUUCUUGUUUGCCAUAAAGUAACAAUUUACGUAGGAUGAAUAAGGUUCGUAAACAACGCGUUACCGCAAUAUUUGGAGGCUAUGAGUUUGUUCUGUGUUACUGCUGCAUGUGCUACCUAAUGCGAUGUGAGAGAGAUAUUCUUUUGCCAGCACUCCUUGUAUUUCCAUUCAGUGGUAUCACUCUGUAGUUAUUGUGUUUUAUUGCUUGUACCUCGACGUGGGUCAAAAAGGCCUCCGCAGACUGAAAUGGCUCAAUUCUCGCAGUCGGCGUGUCACAUCUGGCGGUACUCCACACAAAUAAGCAGAACCCGAGGGACAUCCCAGUGUGGUGGCAUGUACAGAUCAACUUCUGAACUUGCACCAUCACUUCUUUUGUUAAUUACUUAGAAUUGCAGUUAAAGAUAGGAAGCAAUUCACAAAACUACACAGCGUCGAGGAAGGCCAUUCGGCCCCAUUGUGUUUGCGCAGGCUUUCCAAGUGAGAUUCUCACUUAGUUAAAGCUACUGGCUAACACCCUAACAGUGGAGAAACAAUGAGAAGUGAGGAUAAUUAUACCAAACAUGUCUACUUUUAAUGUUUUUAUAACGUAUUUGUACUUCUGCAGCCGUAUAAAUUAUGAAAGUUGGCUGUAUUGCGGGAAGUGAUUUAAACCUGGAUUUUGAAAAGGAGGCGCUCGUUCUGAUCCUAAUAUUAGCUAAAUACCAGCAAUUUUCAGCUCGGAUCGGAUAGUAUCACCAGGUCAAUUUCUUUCAUGUCGUACUUCUCACUUCUACAUUUUUUCAGGGAAGUUAUACACGCCGUGCGUUAUGUGAUAUAUGUACAGUUACGUACAUAUAGCCUAAAGAGGACUCUGCUGAUCUACUAAUGUUCAAGUACUCAUCAAUAGGAUAGCUAUGCGACAGUUCCACAGGUUAGAUGAGGCAUCGCGUCUCAAACGCUAACUUGACUUUGACCUUCUCUGGUAGACCAGCUAGAUAUGUCCAUCAUUUCCUGCCGUGUUUUUGUUUUCUGUUACCAUAAGUGUGCGCGAUAAUUUCUAGGAAAAAGGUAUGGUGCAUGGAGGAUAGAUACAUUGACCUAAAUGUUUAACUCUACCGGAACCUCUGCGCAUGGUCUUUUGGCGUACUGUCUUGAUUUGAACUUCAGCAUUGCCCAUUGAGUACAAAGUGAGCUCAUUUCUUCAUCACCGUUGAGGCCUACUAAUUGCGAACCAUAUUAUUGAAACCUAACAUUGGGGGUGUUUAGAAGAAGCGAUAACAAUGAUGACAACGAAUUCAAUCCGUGUUGGCCCACUCGUUAUUUUAAAUUCGAAAUCCUAAAUGUAACGAUCAUUAUAAUCGAAGAGUUAUUUUCUUUUUUGGAUAUUCUUACUGAUUGUCUUUAUCACCCCGUGACAGGAAGCGCCCAGGUGAUGUGACUUCCAGUGGUUUGUCGCACAGACAUGAGCCACUGCAUUAGGCUUCACAGACUUGUGAGCACUUUAUUGUUGUACAGAGAUAGCUCUCUUGCGCCGCUGUUAGAAGGAGCUGGUCAUUACCGCGGGUUGCGCUCGACUUUUCACACGCAACACGAAAAAGAGGACAGACUGGGGGCACUGUAACAAGCACUUGGUGUGCCAGCGAGUAACCAGGUGCUUUCAACAGAUCUAACCGCACCGAGAAAAGUGCAUAUACACCACAAAUAAGCAGGCAAGUGCCGCGCACUCUUUCACUGUGAAAUAAAUGAGGUGUACAUGUUUACUGUAGAACGUGUCCCAUUUAGCCAGUGAAGUUUAUAACACGUCCGAUCACAGGCAGGAGGUGUUCAUUAUAGGAAUGACUAAACUGGAGAGAAGGACGAAAUUAAUGCGAGGCCAUUCAAAAAAGGUUCAGGCGAAUAUUGGUGUUUGUUGAAGAGCGAGAAUUUAGGAUAACCGAUUAACUGAUUAAUCAAGGGCAUCUUUUGCGCAAAGGUUUCCCCAAAACUCCUUCUGUUCCCGGGACCCCGAAAAUAAAUCCCCCAGAAUAAGUGGUUGGAAAAGCAAAGAGAGAGCGAGAACGGGAGAGGAGGGAGCGCUGACUGAGUUGUUUGGAAUGUGGAGUCUUUUGUUCAUUCCAAAGGAAUUAGUCCCCGGAAUAUCAGCGUUUUAAAGGUUGCGAGUCUGUGUGAAAGUUUGAAGAUGAUGGAUAUCCAAGCGACCUUACACAUCACGUAAAAGCCUCCAGCACUUUCAUUAAUUGAAACACAUUCCAAAUCGUUAUUCUCGCCAGCCGUAAUUAGAGCAGAGCUGAUAGCUGUGAGUGAGAGCGCAAACUUUGGUGAAUCGGAGCCGAAUGGCUGUUUUUUUUCCCGGUGUAAAUUGUUGGUUGCACAAGUCCCCAAUUUCCAUUUGUUAAUUGAUGCAAUUACGCCCUGCUCAUAUUGGGCACGCCGUUCUCCAGGCAGCCAUCAAUCAGACCGCAUGGACCUGUCAAAGCGAGGUAUUCGUCUCUUUGGGGACCAUUCUGGCUCUAAUGGAGAAAAAUGGAUAGAUCAUCAUCAUUAAUUAGUGACUGGCCCUUUGGCCAUGGAUCGGACGGGUUGAGAGAGAACGCUGUGUUCUAGGACACCCACAAAAAAAAACCCCGCUUCCUUCUUUUCGACUAUUAACUGUCGACUGUUGGAAGAGGUUCAGCAAUUUGUCUCUCCCGAGCCGCCUCCCUGGCCUGUUCUGCAUCAGUUUGUACUUUCAUUUUUCGCAUCUUCCGCUCUCGUUUUCAUUUCGUUUGAUGUCGUUAGGAUUUUGCCUCAGUUCGGUGUGCGGGGUGAGGUGGGGCUGGGGAACUACUGUGGGAGCUGAGGGGGAGGAAGCUUUGCGGUGAUUUUCAUCACCAUUUAAGGCGAAAACGGUCAAUAUUAUGACCCCGCGAGAAACAGUGUGGCCCACUUUCUGCAUAUUCAUCCACCCCCCCUUCAAACUAAUACUGAAUAAAUUGAGGGAAUUGUGACUCCUCUGAUUGCUUUAAAAGAAUGGGUUGGAGAGUAAUUAGGAAACUUCGUGAUGGAACGGCACUGAAAAUACUCAAUUUGAACAUGUCUCCAUAUGAUUUGUCUGUGCUGCAAGGUGUUUUAAGCAGCCCCAUUGCAGUGAAGUUGAAGUCAUAGGUGCUCCUGUAUGUUGAGCUAGACAUCAGGGGCCUGGGUUAAUGAAAAGAGGACACCAACGCAAAAUGCAACCCUUGAAGACUGUCACAACCUUUUAAAUUCACCGAGAUUCCCUCAAUACGGUGAGCUUUGGGAUAUUUUGCAAUGUUUACAAAUAAGACCUCUAAGUACCUGAGCAACCGUCGGUACACAUCAGAAAUCAAGGUAGAGCUUUAGAAACAAGUGUUGAACGCAUCUAGGAAUAUUCCAUGUUGCAGAUGAUUGGCAAAGAUACCGUUCUAUCCAUACUGUCCUGUCGGUACGGGAUUAAUGUGACGUCACUCUGAUACCCUUCCCUGGAUGAGGAAAGGAAGGAGAGUGGCAAAUUAAAACCGGCAGUAGCCUAUAGAGCAAGCUGCACUUCCGUCCGGGCUUUAUUUUUUAACCCUCUUCGGCUAGAUUUCAUCCAUAACCAUGCCUUAAAUUGAAUACCGGUUAAGCUCUGAACUGCCAGUGUACGGAGCCUUAAGAUUUUAAAAGUGGGAUCAUUGCUAAUGAAGCCAAAGGCCAUGUAUGUAUAUAUCUCGGGAAGAAGACGCAUCCCGAACUAGGGUUUGUUCCCCAAUCUACCAGGAAGAAAUCUUUUCCUAUGGUGGCUCAGGGAGCAGUGAUGUCGUUCUCUCAAUUCGGAUAUCCAUACAACACGGCGUCCCAGUUUUUCGUGUCCGCCAGUCCCGGUGCGACGUGCUGCGAAGCCGGCUCCAGACCUGUGACUGAAGGCUCCACUGGGCCGGCCCAGGCUGCUGUUUGCUGCCCUCCCUAUGAUAACAGACUGCUGGCCAACGCUAGGACCGAGAUUAACGCGGCGGCCGCGGCCUUGGGCAUGUACAACGGCUCUCCCUUUGCAACUACAGCCAGCCCGGGCUACGGGAACUACCUUGCGUACAGUACCGACCCUUCAGCCUUGUACUCCUCACUGAAUUCGCAGUAUGAAAUUAAAGACGGCGCUGGGAGUUUACAUUCGGGAAUUGCAGCAGCUAGCUACUAUCCGUAUGACCACUCCUUGGGGCAGUACCAGUAUGACAGGUGCGGCACCAUGGACUUUCACAGCAACACGCGGCGUAAAAACGCGACCCGAGAAACCACGAGCACUCUGAAGACUUGGCUACACGAGCACAGGAAGAACCCUUAUCCCACGAAGGGCGAAAAGAUCAUGUUGGCCAUCAUCACCAAAAUGACUCUGACUCAAGUCUCCACCUGGUUCGCGAACGCCAGGAGAAGACUGAAGAAAGAGAACAAGAUGACCUGGUCACCGAGGAACAAAGGUGGAGACGAGAAGAAAGAGGACAGCGAGAAAAAGGACGGGGACGAUUAUAGUGCGGAGAGCGUGGCGAAAGAUGAGAAAGAAUACAGACAUGACAAAGAGUUGAGACUGAGUGAUCUGGACGAUUUCGACGACGACGAAUCGGGGAAAAUGGUCCAACACAAGGCGCCAUGUGGCAUCAGUGCAAGGCAAGCCCUGUUGGAGACUGAGGGAAGUGACUGCAGCGUUUCGCCUCCAGGCAAUCCGCACACUUUCUCCUGCUCGAAGGGUGAUCCCAGCCUUGCACCCCACUUUCUAGAAACCAAUAGCAAUAAGACACCUGUUUCUACGGCAAGCACCAGUCUCCAGCAGCGCUUUGGGAUAGCAGAGAAGCCGAGGAUUUGGUCUCUGGCGCAUACAGCAGCCUCCAAUACUCUGGUGGCUUGUGAAAGUGGCCAUUCCCGGACAGUCAGGUACUGCGCCGAGGUGAGGCCGAGCCAGGCCACGGUCAACCAAGUCGAUGAUAUCCUUUCUCUCCGAGACUCUUCACAUGCAGCCCACAUUCUGAGAACUUCUGCAUUCAAUUUGCAAACGCUUGUGGCCACUGGUCAGCUGCACUGUGCUUCCUACCCUGCACUAGACAACUGCCAGUACACACCAGGGACUGAAGGAUUUUUGAGACAUGCGAAAUCUAAUGUGGUAUCAGCGCAGAUGACGGAAACAUGCUCACUGCGCCAAGAGGGAAAGAUGAGGAGAGCCUUCAGACCUGUCCAGAAGAGGUGAGGUUUGUUUAAAACAGCUCGCCGUAAACCAAGUGGAUGCUGCACAACUCCUUUUAUUGUAUGCACUAGGGAUUGACAAUACACUGGAAAUGAGACAGGAUCCGUUUCUCCCGAGCACUGGAACUGACUUUCAAACCGAUUCGCUUCGACUUAACCAGUGGCCAGUGAUUCUGAUCAAGAGAAAGCAGAAAAGGGUCGCUUCCUACUGUUUUUCCUUGCACGGACUUAUUUGUUCUAACUCGGGAAAAAAAGUACAAGAAUCAGGGGAGGCCAUUGGGCUUUUAGAUGAAAUAUACCUUACAGUAAUAAUGAAAGUACCCCACAUCUUGCCGCUUAUUGCUUCUGUUUUCGAUUUUCUACCGUUUUAAUUGGAGCACGCUUUGUUUGCAAUUUACUCUUUGGUUGAAAAUUAUUUUGCGUCUCAUACAGAUUCUUAUGCUGGUUUACAUUAGACUUCACUGCCCCACCCCAGCCACUUUAUUUAGUUUAUGCUGUAAAAUGGGAAUAAAUUACACUUGUCAAACCCGUGUAAUGUGAUAAUUGUAAAAACUGCGAGUCACGGUGACCUAUUGAAA